CUGUGUUACGCCUCAGACCGAAACACUUGAAGCUUUGACUAAAGAAGCAACAAGCUACACUUUGAAAGAAAAAGAGGCGAAAUUGUUGUUCUAGGAAGUGAAUUGUACGAAUUAUUGUAAUAAGUGGGGGGAGUUGCCCCUCUGCUCAGUGAAAGUGCUGUGUUCGUAAAGUGCAGAGCUAAUUAUUAAGUUAUUCCUGCACUCGCCGUUUAGAGUUCGCGCUUGUUUAUUGGCGAGGGAUGGCCGAGGUGCGGCCUAGCGCCGGCGCUGGAGCCCCGGGGCUGGCGACUAUAUUUCCCCCAGGUUUACAAGCAAUUUACGGGGAGUGCAGGCGACUGUACCCCGAGCAACCUAAUCCUCUGCAAGUUACAGCCAUCGUCAAAUACUGGUUAGGAGGACCAGAUCCUCUAGAUUACAUUAGCAUGUACAGGAAUCUGGGAGAUGCAUCGCUGAAUAUUCAGGAACACUGGCAUUACAUCAGCUUUGGACUGAGCGAUCUAUAUGGAGACAACAGAGUGCAUGAAUACACAGGUCAAGAUACACCCAGUGGAUUUGGUUUUGAACUGACAUUUAGACUUAAACGAGAAGCAGGGGAGACUGCACCACCUACAUGGCCAGCGGAAUUAAUGCAAGGACUAGCAAGAUACGUCUUUCAGUCAGAAAACACUUUUUGCAGUGGUGAUCAUGUUUCAUGGCACAUUCCUUUAGAUAACAGUGAGUCUCGUAUCCAGCACAUGCUCCUGACAGAAGAUCCUCAGUUGCAGCCAGUACAUACCCCUUUUGGUAUAGUCAACUUUUUACAGAUUGUUGGUGUUUGCACUGAAGAGCUCCAAGCUGCUCAACAAUGGAAUGGCCAAGGCAUUUUAGAUUUGUUGCGCACUGUUGACGUUGCGGGAGGUCCUUGGCUGAUUACAGAUAUGAGAAGAGGAGAAACUAUUUUUGAAAUUGAUCCUCAUUUGCAACAGGACAGAGUAGAUAAGGGAAUAGAGACUGAAGGCUCUAAUCUGAGUGGUGUCAGUGCAAAGUGUGCCUGGACUGAUCUUAGCAGGCCGCCUGAAGAUGAAGAUGACAGCCGGAGUAUAUGUAUUGGUGCGCAACCUCGACGCCUAUCAAACAAAGAUACUGAACAGAUAAGAGAAGCCCUGCGGAGAGGACUGGAGAUCAAUAAUAAGUCAGUUUUACCUCCAAUCAGUGGACAGAGGCAGAAUCAUGACCGACCUCAGAGUCGUAAAGGCAGUUUGGAAAGUGAAAGUUCUGCAGCAAUCAUUCCUCAUGAGCUUGUCCGCACAAGGCAAAUAGAAAAUGUUCACCUAAAAUUCAACCAAGAGUCUGGUACUCUUAUUCCACUUUGCCUAAGGGGACGGCUCCUCCAUGGUAGACACUUCACCUUCAAAAGUAUUACUGGGGAUACAGCAAUUACAUUUGUUUCAAUGGGGGUGGAAGGUUCCUUUGCUACUGAAGAGCAUCCCUAUGCUGCUCAUGGCCCUUGGCUCCAGAUACUGCUAACUGAGGAGUUUGUAGAAAGAAUGCUUGAAGAUCUUGAUGACCUGACCACACAUGAAGAUGAUAAGAUCCCAAAGGAGUUUAGCUGGCCAGAAAAAAAGCUGAAAAUCUCCAUCCUUCCAGACUCUGUUUUUGACAGUCCCCUGCAGUAACAAAGGAGAGACCAUGCAAUGUGCCAAAAGUCGUCACUAUGUAUACUCUAGCUGAACUGAACUACAAGUAAAAAUACAUAAACAAAUGAACUAGUAAGAACCACUUUGAGAAAAAAAAAUGUAUAAAAGCUAUUCUGGUUUGCAGGUCAGAUCUUUGUAUCUGUGUAAUGGAUUUUACGUUUCCUGAUAUUUUUUGUGUCGGAUUGAAUAUACUGUUUUGAAAAGGAUAACAAAUCUAAGUACUCUGUCUCAAUGGCCAUCUGUGUUUUUGUUAACUUGCACAUUAUUCGUUUUCUUAAAACACACUGAAGAUUAAUAAUGUAUCUCUAUUACAACUUUAAAUAAUAAGUUAACAUUCUGUUCCCACUAUUUGUAUUUUUUUCAGUUGUUUUUAAUUGAUGCUUUUGAUCAGGCCAAAGACCUUGUAUUGGCAGAUAAGUUAUUCUAUAUUUGAAUUUAUUUAGGUUUUUUUUUUUUUUUUCCCAGAUUGGCUCUUCAAGACUUUAGUGCUUUUAAUAAUAAUUUAUUUUCCUGUUUGAUAAUGUUGUGUACAGUAUAUCCGUAUAUAGAAAACAAGUUUGUAAUUUUAUGUUGCCCUGUCUUUACUCAUAUAUCCAGCAAUAAAACUGACUUAUUGUUGAAUAAUACUAUAACUGCUGUUACAAGUAAGUGUCAUAUAUACUAAGUAUAUGCAUAUGCUCACAUUUGAAGGGAUCUGCGUUUCAUGCCAAGUAUAGUACAUAUUUUACACUAUGUUUAAAAACAUCUCUUCUGUUCCUUUUUUAUAAUUGUCUGUGUUAUGUAUGUUUUUUUUCUUUUCUUCCCCUCUUUCUUAAAACGUAUUAAUAGAGCAUGGAAGGAAGAGGUCCCUGCUUAAAUUAGUUGUAUUUCUUCUUUUUGGCAUUAAUAAAUGUAUUUUUUUCUGUGUAGCAUUUCAUAUUAACAAAACAACCCAACCUGCACCUGCUGUAGAUAUUUAUUAUCUUAUUGCAUUAGAAUAAUGAGUAUUGUGUGCAUUUCUAAAGGCAUUCUUUACUCAUUUUAAAGCUGUUCUAAAUCCCUGUCCACCACAAUGCUUUUAGUCACCCGUUUUGACACUUAAGUUCCCUUACUGUUACCUGCUUUUUCCAGGAAACUACCUCAUGUUUCUGGGAAGAAGGCAGGACAGGAGGCUGUACUGGAAAGAACUAUCUAUUAUGUACACAGUCACUAAAAAUGAAACUUAUUAGUUAACAAUAUAAAUAUUGACAAUAAAGCCAUACAUGACAGUACAUUUAAGACAAUAAAAAGUAUAGUUAAAAUAUUGCUACUAUUGGUUUUGUAUUUGGUAGUUAAUUUCACAGCAUGAUUUUUUUUUUUUUUAAUAUGUAUCUUCUUGGAGGAGUAGUUAUUGUUUGGUAAGAACAUCUCAGGUCACUCUAGAAGUAACAGUUUACAGAUAAGUAAAGACAGCAGUAAAAAUGACUGCAUUAAUAAUUUUUCUCACUGUUCUCAAAGUUUAAAGAUUACUUUUUAAUAGCAUCUAAGCAGCAACAGAUUUAAGGUAUGCUGCCCAAUUCCAUCUGUCAUUUUUCUAAUUAUUCUCAGACUUGUUCAUUGUCUCUUACACAUCAGGGUUUUUUUUUUUUUUACAUAAAAUGAUAUAGCGGGUUGGACAAUGACUGACUGCCUGAAAUAUAAUGAUAUUCUAACUUGAGUUGUCUCCAAAUGAAUGUUGAUGAUGUUUGUACAUGUGGAAUUGAGGGGAUUUCCUCCUUUGAAAUAAAUUUAAUUAGUGCAUAUUGUAGAAACAGCAUAUUAUGUCAGUUAUGUUUUCAGACUGAAUUGUACAGUGGCAUGCAAAUGUUUUGGCACCUUUGCUUAAAAUGUUUGUUACUAAGAGUAAUUAAGUGAAAAGGAGAUGAACUGAUCACCAAAAAGCAUAAAUUUAUAGAUGACGCAUUUCUUUAAUAUUUUAAGAAAGAUUACAUUUUUAUUUCUGUCAUUCACAGGUACAAAAUACCAACAAAAUGAAAAGUUUGGUCACCUAAUAUUGUCAGUACUUAGUAGCACCCCUUUUGUAGGCAUCAGAGCUUGUAAACGCUUUUUGUAGCCAGCUAAGUCUUUCAGCUCUUACUUGGGGUAUUUUCACCCAUUCAUCCUUGCAAAUGGCUUUUAACUGUGCAAGAUUCUUGGGCCAUAUUGAAUGCACUGCUCUUUUGACAUCUAUCCACAGAUUUUCAGUGAUGUUUAUGUCAGGGGAAUGUAAGAGGCAUGGCAAAACGAACAGCUUGUACCACUUGAGGUAUUCCAUUGUAGAUUUUGAGGUAUGUUUCAGAUCAUCUUGUUGUAGGGCCCAUCCUCUUUUUAACUUUUUUACAGAUGGUGUGAUGUUUGUUUUCUUCCAGAAUUUGCUGGUAUUUAAUUAAUUCUUCCCUCUACACAUGACAUGUUCACUGUACCACUGGCUCCAACAUAAGCCCAAAGUGUGAUUGAUCCACCCCCAUGUUUAAUAGUUGGAGAGGUGUUAUUUUCCUGGAAUUCUGCAUCCUUUUUUUUUCUCUCCAAGUUUGCCAUUGCAGAUUAUUGCUGACAAGUUCAAUUUUGACUUCAUCAGGACUUGUUUCCAAAAUGCAUCAUGCUUGUUUAGAUGUUAAUUUGUAAAUUUCAUGUGCAGAAUUUUGUGGCUAGAAUGCAGCAAAGGUUUUCUUCUGCUGAGUCUACCUUGAAGGUCAUAUUUGUUCAGGCAUCUGCACAGUAGAACGAUGCACCACCACUCCAGAGUCUGAUAAAUCUUCCUGAAGGUCUUUUGCAGUCAAAUGGGUGGAUUUUAUUAGCUUUUCUAGCAAUCCAAUGAGCAGUUCUUUUAGAAGGUGUUCUUGGUCUUCCCUGACCUCAGCUUGACCUCUACAAUUCCUGUUAACUGACAUACCAGGAUGAACUGAAGAAACAUCUACCUGAAAACACUUGCUGUCUUCUUGUAGCCUUCUCCUGUUUUGUGAGCAUCAAGUGCUAGGCAGUUGUUUAGAGGAACCCAUAGCUACUGAUUGUUGGGACAAGGUUUCAGGUGUCAGAAUUUAUACAGCAAUGCAUUUUGCAUCACCUCGUAUUUCCUAAGAAUGGCUGUGAAGAAGCCAUAGCCCCAAGUAGCAAGUGAAGGUUUAAGACCUCAAAUACCUUGCGGUACCCAAAUGUUUUCAUGAUGCUCCUUUUUUUUUUUUUUCAAUGUACAAUUGUACAAUACACUAAUCUUGCAUAAAAUGCUGAAAAGAAAUGUCAUCUUUAUACCUUUUGGUGAUCUGUUCAUCUUCUGCUCACUUAACUAUUCACAAUAACAGACAUGUAACCAAAUCAUGAGAUGUACUUUUUUUUUUUAUUCGAGUGAAAAGAGAGAUGAAACUGUUAGUUGCAAUACCAUAUAUUUAAGUAUUGUAUAAUAUGGGCUGGAGCAGUUUCCAGGUAGCAUGCCUGCCUUGUGCCCAGUGAUUGUUGGCAUAGGCUCCAGCUGCCCCACGACCCUGCCCUGGAUGAACAAGUUAAAAAAACAGAUGAUGAAUGUCAUAAAUAUUCCCAGUAUGCUCAGUACUCAUUACAAUUACAAAUCUGGUAGAAGGGUGACUACAAUAUAUUGGAUCUCCCUUUUGUGUGACACUUGGAUGCUAAAGCCCAAAGAACCUUGAAAAGCAGUAGUAGUUGUGCCCAUACAUAAUGCUUUUAUAAACUCAAAUCAUGGAAGCCAUGUCUUCAUUGCUGUCUAGUGCGGACAUUAUUAAAUUGUUUCAUUUUGAAAAUGAUCUUCAACUAUAACCAGGAUUAAUUGAUACAUUUAACUUAAAAUAAUUUUAUCGUGGAAAAAAUGAGAAAAUGCUGCAUUCAUUGAACACAGAUAAUUUGGAAAUAUAAAUUUGUAAGCCUUUAAUCAGGGAUUAUUUAACAAGUAAGAGAAGAAAUAAUUUAGUUCAGAUAAUCAUAAACAUACCGAUAUAUAAAUUAGAACACUAAAAUUAAGCUAGUUGUGGUUUACAUUUUAUAGCAGUAUUUUGAACAUUCCAGAAGUUUGUCUAAUAUGGAAAAUUAAAUAUAAAAAACGUAUGUCAAUUUGAGCUGCUAAUCAGCAUGUUCAAGAUUAAUCUGAAAUUAAGAAUUUUGAAAAAGUAGUCUUCAGUUUGUUGUGUUGCCUAGGCUGAAUAUAGACAGGUAACCUGUGUCUUAAUGUGGGUACAUGCAUAUUGACUUUUGUAGGAACAUGUUGGUUCACUUCUGACUGGCACAUAAACUGACCCUCUCAACUUGUGCCUUAAAAAUUUGGGCAUACUUUUUAUGUAAGAGUUUAUAUGGCUGUUGUUUUAAUAAAAAAUCUGUAUAUAACAUUUUACCUUUCAUGUGCUCUUUAAACAUUUUAGUGAAGAAUUCAUAUUAAAUUAAUUGUGAAGUUUGAGAAUUCUUUUAAGUGUGCAGUGUUAAGGAAAUGGUAUUCCAUUUCUUCAGUUGUUUGUUUGACCCACUUAUUUAUAAUAAAAUUGCCUUUUGUUGUAGUUUAUAAUUUUAAGCUGUAUUAGGUCAAAUUUGGAAGUCAGAUAUU
Erpetoichthys calabaricus (reedfish) is the source of this 6216-nucleotide messenger RNA. It is a transcript of the gene sufu, whose product is annotated as suppressor of fused homolog (Drosophila). The coding region runs from base 240 to 1655 and encodes 471 amino acids. The record is from RefSeq and is a predicted model, not a curated record. The transcript is spliced from 12 exons. Lineage: Eukaryota; Metazoa; Chordata; Cladistia; Polypteriformes; Polypteridae. Gene Ontology annotation, molecular function: transcription factor binding. Gene Ontology annotation, cellular component: nucleus; cytoplasm.